Toxotes jaculatrix (banded archerfish) is the source of this 3058-nucleotide messenger RNA. It is a transcript of the gene neurl1aa, whose product is annotated as neuralized E3 ubiquitin protein ligase 1Aa. Gene Ontology annotation, molecular function: ubiquitin protein ligase activity. NCBI's taxonomy places the organism in Eukaryota, Metazoa, Chordata, Actinopteri, Toxotidae. Gene Ontology annotation, biological process: nervous system development; negative regulation of Notch signaling pathway. The transcript is spliced from 6 exons. Gene Ontology annotation, cellular component: plasma membrane; postsynaptic density. Bases 153 to 1880 code for a protein of 575 amino acids. The record is from RefSeq and is a predicted model, not a curated record.
CUCUUUCCAGUGUUUGCAUCUCUUCGGAGGAGAGAAGCGAUAGGCCACCUUCGGAUGCGAAUGUGCAAUCAUGUCACGAGCGCUGGGGCUGUGCAACGAGAGCAUCUGAGUAAUCCACACAGGCGAUAAGCGGACUCUGAAGGAAUAAAGCAAUGGGUGGCCAGAUAACGCGAAAUGCCUUUUACGACUCCCUCGGUGGCCCAUUCCCAUCCACAUCGCACCGAUGCCACCACAAACCCAAGAGGUGCCUGCCUAUCCAGUGUGGCAGUGUCAGUGGGCCCCUUCCCAUCAGCCCACUUCUCUUCCAUCCAAAUGCCAAGGGUUCCCAGAUUGUUAUGGACCUUGCCCAGAAGACGGUCAAGAGACAGGCCAGUUUCUGCAAUGCCAUCACCUUCAGCAACAGGCCCAUAGCACUGUAUGAGCAAGUUCGCCUCAAGAUUACUAAAAAGCAGUGCUGCUGGAGCGGGGCUCUGCGUCUGGGCUUCACCGCCAAAGACCCAUCCAGGAUAAACCCAGAGAACCUGCCCAAGUAUGCCUGCCCAGACCUCGUGUCCCAGAGUGGCUUCUGGGCCAAGGCCCUGCCUGAGGAGUUUGCCAACGAGGGCAACGUUAUCGCCUUUUGGGUUGACAAGAAGGGCAGAGUCUUCUACCGCAUAAAUGAGUCCAGUCCCAUGCUGUUCUUCAGUGGAGUCCGCACAGCUGAGCCCCUCUGGGCCCUCAUUGAUGUUUACGGUCUGACCCGUGGAGUGCAGCUGCUAGGCAGUGAGAUUGUUCCUCCCGACUGUCUGCGCCCACGCUCCUUCACCACAGUGCGCUCCUCCUCUCUGCGGCGCGAAGCAGACGACUCCCGCUUGUCCGUCAGCCUGUGUGACCUCAACCUGCAGCAGGAGGAUGGGGGCAACGCUCACAAUCACUCCCACCGCCACACCCUCCACCUGGCCUCAGCCUCCUCCUCCUCCACCUGCCCCAUCCCCCAGAAUUCCCUCAACUCCCAGCAGUCCUCUCUCCUGCCAUCCGCCCUGGAGAGUGACCUCCACUUCCACCAGCUGCGAGGCGCCCACAUUAAGACGCUGGACGAGCAGACGGUGGCACGAUCUGAGCAUGCACGUGAAGAGCGCACGCUGGUCUUCACCAACCGGCCGCUGCGCACCGGAGAGACAGUCUUCAUCAAAGUCACCAAAUCCAGUCCAGUACGCUCAGGCUCCCUGUCGUACGGCGUGACAUCCUGCGACCCCGCGGUGCUGCGCCCCAGCGACUUGCCCUACAAUCCAGAGGCUCUGGUGGACAGGAAGGAGUUUUGGGCGGUGUGUCGGGUGCCCACGCCUCUCCAAAGCAGUGACAUUCUGGGCUUCUUGGUAAACCAGGAGGGGGAGGUCAUCCUCAGCCACAACGGCACGAACGUGGGCAUGCAGGUGUGUGUGGACAACUCCCGCCCACUCUGGAUGUUCUUCGGUCUUCAUGGGGCGGUGACUCAGCUGAGGAUUCUGGGUUCCACUCAUCUCGGGGAUCCGCGGGCCACAUCGAACCCCAGCUCGCCCUCCUCCUCUCCACACACCCCCAGCGCACUGGGCAGUGGCAGCUCCGAUCCGGUCCUGAACGGAGGCCUGUGCUCUGCUGCUUACUGCAGCUCAGCGGGAGGUACAACCCCAAAUUCACCCGUCAGCCUCCCCAAGUCACCUACGUUCCCAUCAGGCCGUGGGCCUUGGUCCGAUGAGUGCUCUAUCUGUUACGAGAACAUGGUGGACACGGUCAUCUACGCCUGUGGCCACAUGUGUCUGUGCUACACUUGCGGCCUCAAACUCAAGAAGAUGUCCAAUGCCUGCUGUCCCAUCUGCAGAAGACAGAUCAAAGACAUUAUCAAGACCUACCGCAGCACAUAAGGGGGGCGAUGGCAAACGGAUGGAUGGCCUCCCUAAGAACAGCAAAAUCCCAGAGUCAGGGAAAGAAAUGUCUAAGUUCAGAACUCUGGUACUUUGAUUUGGUAUUUUAAUACAAUUAUAGUUGGUUGGUUUUAUCUCAUGACCUUUUCCAAAACUGGCACUGCUUUGUUUGGAAGGUCACUUUCACUUUAGAGUCGUUUUCUCAGCCUCCCUGCGGAGGCAGCACUUGAAGUGGCAGGGGGGUGGGGGGGUUCCUCUUAGAACUUUAUUCUUGCCAGAAGUGUUCUCUCUCUCCUGGGAACUUGGAAUACUUUGAAGGAGAAAGGAAAAAAACUGAACCGAUUCCAAAAUUCUUUCAUUUGUCGAGCCAUGUUGUAAGAAUUAGGGACGAACAUCCGUUUGCACCAGAGCAAAUGAGUCUCUUUGGGGCUGAAUGUCUCGAUAAUAGCUCUUUCAGAGGAUAACGGAAGCUCUGAAAUAUGCCGUCAACCUGAUGGAUAUUUCUGACUUAACCAGUCAAUAAAAAAAAAAAAAAAGCACACCCGCAGCAGGUAAUCAGCUCAGUAUGUCACAACUUGUGUCUGUGUGUUACUGAGCAUUGGAAAUGAGAAGUCACUUUGUUUGGCAUCGUAAUAAUGAAGUGAUGGAUUUCUGUAAUCGUCGUGGUGAUUAUCAGUGAGUGAUGUGUUUAGAGAUGCAAGGCGGUGCUGAGUAUAUUAAGUAGGAUUGUAACACAUCUUGUACUCUUAUAAUCUAAUGUACCUUUAUGGUAGUUCUAUUGCAAACGUCAGUGGUUGCUAUAUUGUUACGCUAGCUAGCUGCUUGCUCUGCAAUGUGGUAUGUUGCACUGAAAUCGGCAUCGUCCUCUCAGAAAUGCCCCGUUACUGACAGAGAGGACAAAGACAUUCAUCUGUUCCAACAAAGCAGCUCCGAAUUCUUGAGAGGAAACAGGAAGUGGGGAAAAAAUAAACCCCAGUAAUUUGGAUUCUCCUCAGGGCCAAUGAUAUUUUUUUUAAGAAGAUGUGACUAUUUUCCCAAACACUACCUAUAACAAUGCCUAAUACACUGUGAGCACUCAUGAAGAAUUGACAGAUCCUCAAAAGAAAAAAAAAAAAAAAACCUCCCAUAACACCACAUGAAGUCAAAGGAUUGUUGCAAUGGUAUCAGCAGCUACCACA